Messenger RNA from Parnassius mnemosyne (clouded apollo), 1401 nucleotides. Lineage: Eukaryota; Metazoa; Arthropoda; Insecta; Lepidoptera; Papilionidae. The record is from the annotation of a GenBank genome assembly.
AUGUCAAACAAUUACAACAUGAAGGAAUUUAGUUCCACAGCUGUCAUUACAGAACAUGGAGUGUAUCCCUCCACGUUCUCAAUCAAUACAAUUAAUACAAAAUGUAAAGAGAGUGAUGUCGAUGAAAGUAUCUACGAUCCAUUCCAGCACAGAAAAUUAGAACACCCAAAUUCAGACGUGAGAUCAUUCGCCAACCUAUUAAAGUCGUCACUGGGCUCCGGUAUCCUAGCGAUGCCGGCAGCAUUCAAAAACGCUGGUACACUGGUGGGCGUGUUUGGCACUAUUAUCCUUGGAUAUAUUUGUACACACUGUGUUUAUUUGUUGGUUAAAACAUCGCAGGAUGUAGCAAAAAUAACAAAAGUUCCAUCUCUUGGAUAUGCCGAAACAGUUGAGGCUGUUUUCGCGACGGGCCCACAAUGUUUGAGAAAACUUUCUAGAACUGCAAGGAUAUUUAUAGACUGGGCAAUGGCGUUCACCAUUUUUGGCGCCUGUGCUGUCUAUGUCAUAUUGCUCGUGGACUCAGUAAAGCAGAUCGUCGCGUAUUAUUACCAAGAUAAUGGUUUCACCGAUACCAUGUACUGUUUGAUGUUUCUUGCUCCCAUUCUGAUAUUUACUCAAAUAAAGAAUCUCAAGUACUUAGCGCCGUUUUCGGGCUUUGCAAAUAUUUUACUGGUUGCCACCUUCCUAAUAUGUUUGUAUUACAUCUGCACUGAUUUCCAAAGUAUCGACUCAAGACCUAUUUCAGUUGGUAUUGGGAGAUUACCAUUAUUUAUCGGUACAGUUAUUUUCGCUAUGGAAGGCAUAGGAGUAGUAUUACCAGUCGAAAAUUCAAUGGCUAAACCGCAGCACUUCCUAGGCUGUCCUGGAGUUCUUAACAUCACCAUGUCCAUUGUGAUACUACUCUACAUGAUUAUGGGAUUCUUGGGAUAUAUUCGGUACGGUGAUGAAGCAGCGGGAAGCAUAACUCUAAACUUGCCAACAGAAGAAAUCCCAGCAUUGAUGGCGAAAAGCUUUAUCAUCAUCGCUAUUUUCUUCACAUACACGCUGCAGUUUUAUGUGCCAAUGGAAAUUGUUUGGCGGAACACGAAGCAAUACGUCUCACAAAAGUAUUAUAAUCACGCACAAUCUCUUUUAAGAGCUGUGUUUGCUACACUUACAGUUGUCGCAGCUGCCACUUUACCAAAACUUGAGCAAGUAAUCGGUUUGGAGGGAGCUUUCUUCUAUUCGUUCCUGGGACUCAUCGCGCCAUCUUUGAUGGAUCUCAUAUUCUGUUGGAAUAGGGAUCUUGGCAGAUAUAAAUAUGUUCUUAUUAAAGACAUUAUACUUAUAGCGUUUGGAUUUUUCGUGUUGGUCACUGGGGUUAUGCAAAGUAUUAGAGAAAUUAUUCGUAUCAGUGAGUGA